AACGGGCCUUACCCGGACCCAAGAGCAAAAUAAAUCAUACAUAAUAAAUACUGAGGUCCAUCGUCCGUCGCUCCAUCUCCUGGCCUCCUGCCGGAGUCCGACCCUCCACCUGCCGUAUCGCUGUGACCUUUAACUCUGCCGACCUCUACUUCCACUCGGGUGAACGUCUCCGAAAAACUUUUUCCCUCUUACGCCAAGCCGCGUCCGCUGCUGCCACCGCCGAAGGCGUCCCAUACCCCUCUCUCCGCCUGCCGCCGCCGCCGCCGCCACCUCCUCCUUCGAACACCAGUCCUCCGUCUCUCUCGUGCUCCAACAGUCCUGAUGAUGUAAUAGGUCAAAAUUAUUUUUUUUAUCCCGAUCCAUUUACGGGGAGGCGGAGAAGAGGAGGAGAGGACUAGAAGAGGGGUCGCCGGCCUAUUUACAAAUCUCUUGGGUGCUUGCGCAAUGUUCACCAAUGACCAGAGACAGUUGGAGCGCACUGGGAAAUACGGCACUCCCAGGGUUCAAUACCUCCAGGAGCUUGUGACCGAGUUUCAGGGCACAUCCAAAGAAGAAUCGAAAGAGAGAAUUGUUGCCCAUUUGGCUAACUUCGCAUACGACCCCUACAAUUAUACAUUUCUGCGCCAGCUUAAUGUUUUGGAGCUAUUCCUCGAUUGUAUAACGGAGCCAAAUGAAAAAUUAGUUGAAUUUGGGGUUGGCGGUAUCUGUAACUCAUGUGUUGAUCCAGCGAAUUCUGCAGUUAUUAUCCAGUGGGGUGGAAUCCCUUUGAUCGUACAAUGCUUAUCUAGCCCCGUUAGAAACACUGUGAGUUAUGCUCUUGGAGCUCUAUACUAUCUCUGCAAUCCUUCUACUAAGAAAGAGAUCCUGAAACCAGAAGUUGUUGAAGUAAUAAGAAAAUAUGCUGCAGCUGAAGGUGUUAAUGUGACUUUCAGCAAUCUGGCCAAUGCAUUUUUGGACAAGCAUGUAAACCAAUGAAAUUGAUGAAUGCUGAUCGUAAGGUUGGCCUAAUCCAUCAGUUCUGAUAUUGGAUGCAUAACACUAUCAUUGUAUUCUAUAUUUAUUUACCUUGAUAUCUUCUCCUUUUAUGUCAGGCAAGUCGGGUUUUAAGGUUUCUUGUUCCCUUGAUCUUUAAAUUCCAUGAAGAGGUAUAGUGGAAAGGCAAGCUGACAAAAUUGAGUACUUGGGAGACUGAAAAGAUUUUUCUCUUUUGUACUCUUGAAGACAGCUAGAGCUUCAUCAAGUUCACUUAUUGUCCUUGCCAGAAAGAAUAGAUGCCAUACUACAUUGUGCCCUUGUAUUCACAUGUUACACUUACGAACAAAUAGAUAAAAGAGAAUAAUGUUUUUAGGA
Molecule: messenger RNA, 1350 nt
Organism: Phoenix dactylifera (date palm)
Lineage: Eukaryota; Viridiplantae; Streptophyta; Magnoliopsida; Arecales; Arecaceae
Source: RefSeq, a predicted model, not a curated record